Physella acuta is the source of this 1979-nucleotide messenger RNA. Its product is annotated as protein lin-7 homolog C. The record is from RefSeq and is a predicted model, not a curated record. Lineage: Eukaryota; Metazoa; Mollusca; Gastropoda; Physidae. Gene Ontology annotation, molecular function: protein binding.
UUAAUGCAAGGGAAACUACUGUAGUUAUUCUAGAACCCGGAAAUACUGCAGAAAAACAAGCAUACGAAAACCAACAAGAUGGCAGCUUUAUCCGAACCCCUUACUCUUGAAAAAGAUAUCAAUCGUGCAAUUGAACUGUUAGAUUUACUCCAGAGAACUGGAGAGUUCCCUGCUGCUAAGCUUCAAGCACUGCAAAGAGUUUUACAGAGUGACUUCCUUCACGCUGUGCGGGAAGUGUAUGAAAAUGUGUAUGAAACUGUGGACAUAAGUGGUAGUGCUGACGUUAGAGCUAAUGCCACAGCUAAGGCAACUGUCGCUGCGUUUGCUGCCAGUGAGGGUCACGCCCACCCCAGAGUUGUUGAACUACCUAAAACAGAAGAGGGUCUAGGGUUUAACGUUAUGGGUGGGAAGGAGCAGAACUCGCCCAUAUACAUCUCACGUAUCAUUCCUGGGGGUGUGGCAGACAGACAUGGCGGCUUGAAGAGGGGCGACCAGCUUUUAUCAGUCAAUGGAGUGUCUGUCGAAGGGGAAUAUCAUGAAAAAGCUGUUGAGUUGCUUAAAAUUGCUCAUGGUACAGUCAAACUAGUUGUCAGAUACACACCUCGUGUUCUUGAUGAAAUGGAAGCUCGAUUCGACAAACAACGGGCGGCCAAUCGUAGACCUCAACCUCAAUAAAAAAAUGUAUUUCUGUUCUAGGAAUUAGUUUUUUAAAAAUCAUCACAUUUUAUUCAUUUGUGGAAGAUCUUACGAUUAAAACUGGUUGAGGAUAUAAGUUAUAUCCAGUUAUCUAAUGUCAUCUAAAUGCUAAUUAAUUAUUGAAAUCUCAACUUAAAGAUGUUUCUUGAUAGCCUUGCUUAAUUAUUUUUAUGAUUUAUCCAAAAUUUUAUGUAACAAUUUCUGAAAAUACUUUUUACACUUUAUUUUUAGCAUUGUAAGUACAAUCCUUUUGUCAUUUCUGUAAAACACUUGAUGUAACAAAACGAGGAGCUUUUUUAAAUGUAAUUUUUAUUAAGGAGUUCUUGCGUCUGUGUGCCCUAGAAAGAUUUGAAUGUCUAAAAGUAUGGAACAGCUAUCUUUAGAAGCACCAGUCGCAAGAUUUAUUUCCCUCAAAGUGACUUUAAUUCUUAAUGUCUAUCCACAGUGCAGCACGACUAUUAUGCAAACACAGAAUCAUCUAACUGUAUAUAAUGUUAGCCUUGAUUAUGUUAUGUUUAUAAAUCAUAACACAGAAUCAUCUAAUUAUAUAUAAAGUUAGCAUAGAUGAUGUGUAUGUUAUGCUCAUAAAUCAUAACACAUCUAAUCACAUAUGAAGUGAGCAUUGAUUAUGUGUGUAAUGCUUAUAAAUCAUCUUUUUGAUUGCAAUGUGGCACAAUAAGCCUUUAGCUAUGAAAAUUAUAACAGUAUAAGCAUCUCAACCAUAAAAAGCUGAAAUUACAGUGUUCAGAUUUUCCCUAUAUUAAAGUUAAGAACAAUAAUAAUGAAUUUCUACUACUUUAUUUUUUAGGCUUUUUUUGUAUUAAGAUUUUAAAAUUGUGUUGUGAAGUUUUUGAAAUUUUUCUUUUUAUUCCUUUACUCUUACCAUUAAAAGUAAAAACUGUGAAAAACUACCAAACUACUUGAAACGUUUGUGCUUCUGAACCUCUCUAAUCAUUCCAAGGUUGUGUUGUAUUUUUUAUUAUUAUUACUUUAUGGAUUUAUUUUUUAAUUAAUUUUUGGUUGUACACAUACACAAUUUAAAAAAAAAAAACAUGUUUGUUCAUGCUGUGGAUGUAAAUAUAAUUAGAAUAUUGAAGCUGUAGUCUGUAUUUUACAACAGCCAAAAAUGAUGAAUUAGCCAUUUUAGUUACAUUUUAGUUGUAUAGUUAAGGCUUACAUGUAUUGGUCUUUUCAUGUCCUCAGUUAGCUAUUUACUUUUGUAUUCUUGUAUACAUAUAUCCCAUACUCCAUUUGUAAUAAAGAAAAUAAAAUAGCAUUGUUUG